Messenger RNA from Periconia digitata, 1821 nucleotides. The record is from the annotation of a GenBank genome assembly. Lineage: Eukaryota; Fungi; Ascomycota; Dothideomycetes; Pleosporales; Periconiaceae.
GCACGGCAGACGAGGCUGGGCACAUCAUACUUGGAGCAAUAUUCAUCUAAAAAGGAACAUGGGGGUCGGAUGCGGGCCCACGGGUGUAUGCAUGGGGUCUGCAACGUUUGGAUGAUCUCGUGUUUCAACCCACCCACCGCCAAUCCACCGCUCCCGACACUCUUUACUUUACCUACCUACGCCCUACAUACUUCCAUCCCUCGUCCACCGUGUCACGACUAUGGUGACAGGAGAUUUGACACCACCUGUCUUACUCACACACACCCCGAUCCACCUGCGAACUAGUUCCACUCCGACAGAGGCGUUCCGACUCAGCCUCGUCGCCCAGUCUCUCCGGCGAGAGACUCCCUGAAUCAACUCUCCUGAGGCUCUAACUCUGCGCAUUCCUUCACCACCAUGACCUACAUACCCAUCAUGCCUUCACUGUUCGUCCGGCAAAAUCCCCUGGACAGUGUCAAGGACACGCUCAGCAGUUGGGACAAAUGUAUGGCCAAAGCAUAUUGCAAGAAACUUGACAGAUGGCCUGUUAUUGCCGCCAUCAUCGUCGGCUCUCUUAUUGUUCUCACUAUUGUCAUCUGCGUCGCGCGAUGCAUUUGCUGUGGUGUUGAAAUCUGCUCAUGUUGUUGCAAAUGCUGCUCUUGCUGCUGUCCCUCAGGGGGACGCGACAAGCACAAGCGCAUGAAGAGCGAUCCAUACAACCAAUCUGGAUAUCCACAGUCAGGCUAUCCACAAGCAGCAUAUCCACCUGCUCCUGGUCCACUUCACGAUCAGUAUCGCUCGCACGAAACUCCCGCUUUCCACCCCGCGCCGUCCGGCCCUAAGAUCCCCAUCUUCAAUCCCCAGCCUUCGCCGCACAACCAACCCAAACCGAAACCUGAAGAACCCGAAUACGCUCAUUUCGACGUGAGCUCGAAGCCUACCAAUGCAGAUUCUCUGCCCCCUAUGCCUAGCUGGAAUGAAUCAAAGACCAUACACGUGGAAGAGGAGGUAAAUGUACCGGAGAAGCCCAACGAUGUGGAGCUUGACAGAUUGAAUCACAACGGAAGUGUCACAGGUAACUCAAUGACGGCAGCUGCAGCCGUUGGCGGAUAUCGUGGAUCACCUGGACCAAGACGCUCGCCCGUGCAAAGAACACAAACGCAGGAUUCCUACGGUUUCCCUGCAGGAUAUCAAAAUGACUCUUUUGUCAAUGGUUCACCACAACGUGGUCCUCAUACCAGCCCACCUCCACAAAACGGACCAUACGGACAACAACAAGGCAACUAUGGCCAGCCUCCAGCUCGAUAUGGCGACGUCUCGCCUGUGCAUUCAGGUUCGCCAGUCUACGGCGGAGGAGGGGGUUACGCACAGCAGGAUCGAUAUUACGAUCGCGGAUCGCCUGCUCCCAACUACCCUCAACAGCAGCAACAGCAACAACAGUAUCGCCAGCCAAGUCCCGUGGAUAGCUAUGGACAGAGCAACCCGUAUGCUAAUGCCUACCCUGCUCGUGGUCAAGAUCCAAUGAGUAUGCCUGCAGUCAACAACUACAGCGUACCUAGAUCAUACACCCCCGCUUCCGCUUCUCGAGAGCCAAUGAACGCGUCUCCAUCCCCCGUACAAAACACCGAAUACACUCCUCCCGCUCUUCCGAGUGCCCUCACAGCGGGUCAACCACCAUCUGGGCCACCAAAGAGCGAUUCUCCAGCUCCUGCUUAUCCUGGCCAGCAGUCUUAUGACUCUUCACAGCAGGCUAACGCCGGCCCACCAGGCGGGUAUCGUGCAUUCACACCUGGUGCGCAACAUCCCGGGCCAAGCAGAACACCCGCAAACAACUGGGUGUAA